Molecule: messenger RNA, 1299 nt
Organism: Emiliania huxleyi CCMP1516
Lineage: Eukaryota; Haptophyta; Isochrysidales; Noelaerhabdaceae
Exons: 6
Coding region: 1-1299 (432 amino acids)
Source: RefSeq, a predicted model, not a curated record
AUGGCUGCUUCAGCUGAAGACAACGAGAACCUCGUGCCCGUCACCGUCCUCACCGGCUUCCUUGGGAGCGGGAAGACCACCCUGCUCAACCACAUCCUGGCGGCGCUCACCACUGACGCGUCGCUGCUUCCUUGGAUGCCGACCGAGGCCACCGCCGCCUCGAGCCGCGCGGAAGCUGCGGCGGCAGACGCUUCGGGAGGCAAAGCUCUCGAGCGUUUCGACGCUUGGUUAUCGUUGCAGCGAUUCGACCACAAACUUGUCCUGCGCGGCAACCACGACCCGUUCAACGUCGCGUUCCCGCGCUCCAACGCCACGCUCAUCACCCAGCCCACUCUGGCAACCAUCGGCGGCUGGACCCUCUCGCUCGUCCCCUUCUCCCGAGGCGGCCGCCUUGUCGUACCCCCCGGCGACCUGAUAGCCAGCCACGUGCCUCCGAAGCGCAUCCUCGACCGAACCUACUCGGGCGACCGCGCCGGCUCGUCUGCGCUGCGCGGCGCCGUGGAACGUUGGACCGCCCCGCCACCCCGGGUGUGGCUGCACAUCCACGAGGGGCGCGGCUGCGAGCGCGUGCGCUUCGGCGGGCGGGGACUGCAUGCGUCGCGGGAGACGCUCGUGAUCAAUGCCGCGAACGCGAACAGCGGCCGAGCAAACCGGUUGGUGCACGGGCCUGUGGCGACCGGGACGGGCGUGCAAGACCGCGGCGGGGAACGCGGCACAGAGGCGGCCGCGGUCGGUGCGCUGCUCCUAGCAGUCGAUCUCGGCUUGCGGAGCGGUGCGAGUCUGUUCUCGGCAGACGGGGAGCUUCUGCGGUACGAGCAGCUUCGCUUUGCAGACGAGACGGCGCUGCGGGAGGAGGCGCCGCAGCUCAUCGCCUCGUGGGAGGCCGAUGUCAACGCGGCGGCGGCGGGCCAGACGAGCUCCGCAGCCGCGCCGCGCCGUUGGGCCAUCACGCACGUGGCGAUCGAAGGUGGAGACCCGCCAUUGUGGGAGGCGUGGGGCGAGGCACACGGCGCAGCGCCGCUGAGUGUGUCUGCCGACGAGUGGCGGCGCCAUCUCUUGACGAGGAAGGAGCGAUCCUCGGGGAGCUGCGCCAAAGCAGCGGCGAGGCUAGUGGCGCGCCAGGUGGUCGCCGACUUUGGGGCGAUGGAGGCUCACGUCGGCGCUUUCAAGACGGAUGCCGCCGAGGCGGUGCUCAUGGGCUAUUACGCCUACCGUCUCGGCUGGACUACACGGGAGCCGCCGAUCCGCCGUUUCUCCAACGGCAACGUGGUGCUGCCGAAGGUGACUGCCAAAAAAUAA